CGAUACUUCACUAGAUUCAAAGCAUUCGAGUCAACGAACCUUCUAACAUGGCUUCAGUAGUAAAAACCCUGUCCCUUUGCCUGUGCCUCAUUGCAUUUGUUACACUGGAAAUCAAAGCCCAAACCACCGAUCGCACUUCGGAGUUUCAAGCCCUCUGUGAUAGAUACAGAACAGUGAUGAACGACUGUGAAGAAAAACUUCCCGGGCUAGUGACUGCUGAUGAGCAGGCUUUGAUGAAGUCAGCCGAUAAUAAUCAGGUGUGUUUGGAAGAGGAAGGUGAAACGAACUUUGCCGAUGCUUGUGAGAUCUUGGAGAGCGUUUGCAUCCGAGUUGUCUCGUGUCCUGCUUCAGCUCGUUUUAGGCGUUCUUCCUCUGUCUCUGCCUCUGCUGAAUCAUCCGUUGAGUCUAGUGAAACAGACUAAGAAAGCCAUCGCCAAAUAUCGUCUUUGAAGAAGAUUAGAGAUCAUUCUUCUUCACCUAGUAGUUAUACGAAGUUUAAUUUAUUGUUAUUCAUUUUUAUUUAAUUUUACGUAUUUAUAAUUAAACAAUAAUGUAGGCCUAUUAAUUCCGCCAUUUUGAGAUGAUUAGAUGCCUACAUAAUGUAAUGCCCUUAGGACUGCCCUCAUCAAAAUAGAUAUUAAAGUUUCAUAAUAGUGUUUUUAAUUUAAUUCAAGCUAAGCCUUCAUCAUCCGUGAUUGGUAUAUUAACACCUGUGUUGCUAUAGCCUUCUUUGUUUACUCUUUAGCUUGUAAAUAGACUGCAUUAUACUUAUACAUUCUAUUAUCAAUUAUUACUAUCUACAUUGUAUGUAUAUAUUGUAUUUACUAGUUGGUUACAUUGUUCACGUUAGUACUUUC
Molecule: messenger RNA, 857 nt
Organism: Strongylocentrotus purpuratus (purple sea urchin)
Lineage: Eukaryota; Metazoa; Echinodermata; Echinoidea; Camarodonta; Strongylocentrotidae
Exons: 4
Coding region: 48-422 (124 amino acids)
Source: RefSeq, a predicted model, not a curated record